Molecule: messenger RNA, 3792 nt
Organism: Oncorhynchus tshawytscha (Chinook salmon)
Lineage: Eukaryota; Metazoa; Chordata; Actinopteri; Salmoniformes; Salmonidae
Exons: 19
Coding region: 2101-3057 (318 amino acids)
Source: RefSeq, a predicted model, not a curated record
UGUUACCAUGCAACGAGCAGACGCUUGUGAAAAGUACUAGUUCCAAAAUUGGCUAAAUUGCCUGCUGCUGUAUACAUAGCGCGCGCGUGUGUAUGUCGCUAACCUAGCUAGCUAGCUAGCCAUCAAUAAAGUUCCUAAUGUUACAACAUGGCAGACGGCUGGAGCACCGACACCGGAGAGGGUGCCUAUCGUUCCCAGGAUGCUGUCAAAAACCUUACAAUUAAGAUCCGUAUUCAGAGAGCCACCUCCACAGCAGCCCUCUCCCAACACCUUCAGCAGCAGGUUUGGACUCAACAGGAGAGGGGAGGCAUUGAGCUGGACACCCUCAACUCACAGGCUCAAUCAGGUGUUAACACUGUUUUGAAACAGAAAGAUGUCAGAUGCUUCUUAGUUGAGUAGAUGUUAUUUUCGUGGUGGCUAGAUAUGGACCACAACAUCUUGGUUUUGUUUCAGCCAGAAAUGAUGAGGAGUUAGUGGUAGGCUGGCAGGAGAAGCUGUUCAGUCAGUGUCCUUAUAACAAAUAAGAAUUUACUGUUUAGGAUAGUUUGUUGCAUACUAAGGUGUGUGUGUGUGUGUACAAUAUGAAGUGGUUUUGUUCCAGAGAUCAUGGCUCAGGAGCGGAGCAGGGGCAGACGGAACCGCAGGAUUUUCGCCUACACCGAUUCUGACUGCUACACCAAUUGGGAAGGGGUGGUUUUCAACAGAAUCUCAAUUUCUGUAACGGUUCUGUAACCAAAGACGCUGGGAGACGGGAAGCAAGUAUAGGGGGAGUAUUUAUUAAUAAAUAAACAUGAAACUAAAGAAGAACAGAGUCUGGACAAGAGAAACAGAGUCCGGGUGAGUCCGAUGAAGCGCUGGUGCACGUAAUUAUGGUGACAGUUGUGCGUAAUGAUGAGCAGCCUGGCGACCUCGAGCGCCAGAGAGAGGGAGCUGGAGCAGACGUGACAAUUUCAUUAUUCAAAACAAAGCAUUUACCUAUUUUCUGUCCAAAAGAAACGUUAGUGUUUUAAAGCUGUUUUUGAUGUACUCACUACAGCAUUCCCAGAGUAUGGUGACGCAGGUCAAGUCCAAUCCUACCUUACUGGCACAUAGGAUGGCCAAUGUCAGACACAGACGACAGGACAAACACCCAGUUGACCGCACCAUCCCCAAGUCCAGGCUGAUUACCUGGGAGCCCUCGGAGGACUUUGUGAAGACCAGCCACAUGGUCAACACACCUGUACAGACCAUGCACAUCAUGGGGACCUGGGACCACCGGGCAAACGUGGCCAAAAGGAGAAGGAAUGCUUGUGCACGAUAAGAGCAGAUGGAAAUGGAGUGGUUACCAUCAAACCAGACUUCAACAAAGGCAAGGAGCCCUACAGGCCAGUGACCCGCACCCGCUGAAGUCAAAAUGUUUUACCCCUAGCUCAAGUUGAGACGGAGGGGGAGAAGAGGGAGGUGUGGCGUCAGACCAGAGGAGACGGAACAGCAACAGUGCAUAUAUAGACCGUUAUGUACGUCAUAAAGACUACCUCAACAGCUUGGUUGGCCAGGACUGAAAUGGGUAAUGACGAUGUACAGUUGAGUCUACAGUCACAUUAUCUCUGAGUCUGAGUGGUGAUGGUGUAUUCCCAGACUGGGGUGCAACAGUACCCUGAGUAGGAACUCUGGCUGGUUCAGGCAAGCCUGGGAAAGAACUGAGAAAACGUACUAAAGAGUCAAGACAGACACCAGAAAGAGGCCCAAGAAGACUUGGAUGCAGGAACAGAGGACAGCGAGGGAUGUUCAGAACUCACUCAGUCCGGUUUGGAGAAUGACUUCUCAACCCAAGACUAAGAGCAGCUGUGAGAAAGCAUCAGUUUGGAAGCAUUUGGGAAAAUGUAAAGUGCUAAAGAAGGUUCCCGGCAAAGAGGAUUGACUGUUAUGGGUCAGAGCCAGCUCUCACAAACAGAACAUGGAAAGACAUGAUAACCUGGUGCACAACAAAAUGCAAAGAGAAAAGGCUCUCCGCAGCCGGUAAAAGGCUAGCAUGCCACGAAGAUGAAGUUCACACAGCGUUAUGUACGUCAUAAAGACUACCUCAACAGCUUGGUUGGCCAGGACUGAAAUGAAAGAAAGAUGGAUCGUAAUGAUGAGAGAAUCAAAAGAGCUUUAAGACGCCGCCCUUAUGUGUUGAAACCAGUGAGGGUGAACACCCCUGAUUCCAUGUUGUGGCCAACCGGCAAGGUGCACAGAAGGCCAAAGCCUUCUAAUUCAGUGCAGACCCCUCAGAUCCACAAAAGGCCUCCAAUCAUUGUGAGCUAUGGGCAGGACCAGACAUCUGGGGAUGGAUGGAGCAUCAAUCCAGAGCCUCUCAGCCAGUCUGGAAGGGUGACUCGGCUGAUAGAGAGAAAAUAUGAUGACGUGAUCUCAUCCUCCAGUUCUGAUGACUUUUCCAUCUACUCCUUCACUGACUGUGAAUCUGAGUGUGAUGAUGAGGAUCAUGAAAGGAGGACCCCAAAGCUGAAAGUUGAGAAUGGAAAGGUGACAAAGCUUGAUGUGAGGGAUAUGGAUGAGGAUGAUCUGUCUCUCCACUCCUUCGAUGAGUCAGACUUCCUGAGCCCAGGGAAGGUCUCAGGUCCUGUAUCUGUCAAGAAUGGCCUCUCUCCUCUUGUGACCUCAGCACACCGGACCCUGGCUGAAGCCCUACGGGCCCUGCCCUCUGCUGUAGGCUCUCCCUACCCAGUAAAUGUUCCAAGGCCUCGGACUCCUCUCAACCUUGUCAUUAUCGCUCCGCCCCGAACAGAGAACUUCCCAUACCGCCACAGCCCUCGCCUGGCUCCCAUCACCAACCUGAGCGAGACCGGCAGGAAGCUGCUCCAGGAAAUGGCUGGAGUGGCCCCACAGGAAGGGAAGGUCAAUAAGAAAAAGAAGAGCAAGGCCAAAAAGGAAUUGAAGCAAGAGAAGGCUAGUAAGACGCAACAGAUGGGAAAUGUUGGAGAAAGUAAGGAGGAGGACAAGAAAGAGGAAAAGAAGAGUCUGAAGAAGAGGUUUCUUGAGUGGCUGCUGCCCAAACUGAGAUGUUCAAAGAAAUAAUGGCCAACUAUUACUUCUACCACACACACACACAGAUUUUGAGUAUUGGUUAUUCCUACAACACACACAAACAUAAUAUCAGAGACGGGAACUAUGAUUAGCAAAAUACAUAUAUUGGUCUCAUUCUUAUAUUUUGAGACAUGCAGCAUUAUUUAAAUAAAAAUGAUAUUGAUCCCCAUACAGCCUAUGAUAAUGAGUUGGAUUUACAUGCUUAGGCUUGGAAAUAUAGCCAGGAGAAGCAGGGUCAACACCUCUACUCAUGUCAUGACAUCUUUAGUAACCACAGAGAGAUAAGACCUCUGUCUCAACAGUCUCAUCCAAAGGACAGCACCAACCUUAGGGAAGUGUCACUGGUAUUGGGGUCUUAGGUCUCCUUUGGCCAAAGUGAAGAGUUGAGGGCCCCUUACUGGUCUCCUUGCAAUAUCUGGUCUCCCACACAGAGAUGGAAAUCUACACCUGUUUAGACCUUGGAGGAUAUGGCUUCAGAUGAAAGACAGCAGAGAGAUGCAGAACGUAAAAGCUUCAAACACAUUGAUAUGCAAAUUCAGGACCAUUGUACACUGAAGUGAAGCAUGCAUCUGGUCUGAAGCAUGUCAAAAGAGUAGAAAUUAACUGGCACUGGAGGAAUACAUCACAUUUAAACUAAAUUAGCAUGUAUCUGAUUUAGCUACACUCAUCUGUACUUGAAUUGUGCUGUUUGAAACGUGCAUUUCCAAUAAAGAUUUCUAAAUUGCA